Molecule: messenger RNA, 1698 nt
Organism: Seriola dumerili (greater amberjack)
Lineage: Eukaryota; Metazoa; Chordata; Actinopteri; Carangiformes; Carangidae
Gene: nxph4
Product: neurexophilin 4
Exons: 2
Coding region: 320-1195 (291 amino acids)
Molecular function (GO): signaling receptor binding
Source: RefSeq, a predicted model, not a curated record
CUAAACUCACUUGGUCUCCGCACAAACUUCCAGCGAGAGCGUCCGGCAUGAGCGGAGACAAACACCAUGGAUGUGCCACAUGAGGCGGACCGGAGCAACUGAACCGCCACCGCUCAAAGUUUGACCGUAGAAACCACCGUGACACUCGCUGAACAAACACGCAACUUUAAGUGCGUUUUUUUUUUCUUCCUGCUUUUCUGACACUUUUUACUUUGUCGCCUGCCCCUUGGAUUGCUUGGAUUCCGCGGUGUGUCUUUUUAUGUUCAGCCGGGGAGACGUGUAGUUUUUUUUCGGGGUGGUCCGCUAUAAGGAAGGUGACAUGCAGGUUCUCGGUUGGACCAUAGUUCUCCUCUGCCAGUGGAUCCUACGGAAGGUCCAAGGGUUGGAGAAGCAGGUGGACUUCUCAGACCUUGGCCCAGUGGGGUCGGUGAUGAAGACUCUUCCAUAUGGCAUGGGGCAUGGAGGUACAGUUGGAGGAACGACAGGAGGAGUAGUUAAGCCUCCGUACCAAACCCGUAUCUUCUCCACCUCCAUCGACCAGACACCCAUGAAAUCCAAGCCACCCACUUACAGUUUCUUUAACCCGUACGACUCGAGCCGGAACCAGUCCCUGCUUCUGGACCAGACAGGCUACCGCUCUAAGCGCAAGCCCUCACUAAAGACAGCCAUGAAGACCAAGAAGAUCUUCGGCUGGGGAGACUUCUACUUCAACGUUAAGACCAUGAAGUUCAGCUUGUUGGUGACGGGGAAGAUCGUGGACCACAUCAAUGGUACGUUCACUGUUUACUUCCGCCACAACUCGUCCAGCCUGGGGAAUGUUUCGGUCAGUAUCGUGCCACCGACCAAAGUGGUGGAGUUUGAGGUCCUCCAGCAGCAGCAACUGCACCCCCACACCCAGCAGGACGUCCAGAUCCAGGAGACCCAGCAGUCCACCAUCGACCCCAAAGAGUCAAAGACAUUUAACUGUCGAGUGGAGUAUGAGAAAACCAACAGAUCCAAGAAGCCCAAACCCUGCCUGUACGAUCCGUCUCAGACCUGCUUCACGGAGCACACCCAGUCCCACGCUGCCUGGCUCUGUGCCAAACCCUUCAAGGUGAUCUGCAUUUUCAUCUCUUUCUUUAGCAUCGAUUACAAGCUGGUUCAAAAAGUGUGUCCGGACUACAACUUCCAAAGUGAGCACCCUUACUUUGGGUAAAUAAGUGAGACUGAACCGAGAAGAGAAUAAAGAGACAAUGUUAAUGACAAUGAUGAUGAUAAUAAUGAUAUUGAUGGAAGUCAUAGUCAUAUUGAUUACGGUGAAGAUGCAGGGGACAGUUUUUUUUGCCUCUAAACUGCUGUGAAUUGUGGAUUUAAAUCAAGUAUAAUCAGAGUUAUGGAUGGUUAGGAUAUGGCUGAUUUCUCUGACUUAUUUUCCAACUUUGUAUUUGUUUUGUUUGUUUUUUUCUGUAAAUAAUGUACUCAACCUCAGCACACUUAUUGUUUUUAGAUAUUUGUUUCUCAGUGUUAUUACUUUUUGCAGUUGGAGAAUUCGGUUGAAGACAGCUGGAAUCAGUAUUAUGCCCUCUGAGUACAAAGUGAACCUCUGAGGCAGCUGUGCUGUGCCAUCAAUGUAUGGCAUAUGUAAUGUUAUGGUAGACUGACUGUUAAUCAUCCUCUCAGCUCUACGUUUCAAACCCUGGAUAUAAGAGAGUUAUAUGU